This is a messenger RNA of Lactuca sativa (garden lettuce), 1266 nucleotides long. The record is from RefSeq and is a predicted model, not a curated record. NCBI's taxonomy places the organism in Eukaryota, Viridiplantae, Streptophyta, Magnoliopsida, Asterales, Asteraceae.
AUGACGACAGUUCGUACAAUGAUUGCAGUUGCAUCCGUCCGACAGUGGAAGAUCUUUCAAAUGGAUGUCAAGAAUGCCUUUUUGAAUGGUGACCUCCAUGAAGAGGUUUAUAUGACUCCUCCCCCAGGUAUUCAACACCGGCCGGGUGAGGUUUGUCGGCUUCGCAAAGCUUUGUAUGGGCUCAAGCAAGCCCCUCGUGCUUGGUUUGAGAAAUUCUCUACUGUGAUUACCUCUCUUGGAUUUGUCCAGAGUAAUCACGAUUUUGCUCUAUUUGUUAGAUGCUCAAGUGCGGGACGGAUUCUUCUGUCCUUAUAUGUGGAUGACAUGAUUAUUACAGGUGAUGACCAUGGUGGUAUUGAGUCUUUGAAGCAUGAUCUCGCUCAUCGAUUUGCUAUGAAGGAUUUGGGUUUGCUGCGUUAUUUCUUGGGUAUUGAGGUUGCUCAGUAUAAGAAAGGGUACCUUCUUUCUCAGACUAAAUAUAUAUCUAACUUGUUUACACGGGCGGGCCUCUCUGACAAUCGGAAUGUUGAUACUCCUCUUGAAACCAAUGCACAAUAUUCUCCUACUAAUGGUAUUCCUUUGUCCGAUCCGAAUCUUUAUCGCACUAUUGUGGGAAGUUUGGUUUAUCUCACAGUUACUCGUCCAGAUAUUGCUCAUGUUGUUCAUGUUGUCAGUCAGUUUGUUACUGCUCCUACCACUGUUCAUUGGGGAGCUGUUCUUCGUAUUCUGAGAUAUCUUCGUGGCACUCAGUUUCAGACUCUCUUGUUUCCCUCGACGUCUUCUCUUGAGUUACGUGCCUAUAGUGAUGUUGAUUGGGAUGGUGAUUGUCAUGAUCGUAAGUCCACCACUAGAUUUUGUGUAUUUCUUGGAGAGUCUCUCAUUUCAUGGAAGAGUAACAAACAGGAUGUUGUCUCUAGAUCUUCUACAGAGGCUGAAUAUCGUGCUAUGGCUGUAACUACAUGUGAGAUUAUCUGGUUACGGUGGCUGCUUGCAGAUAUGGGAGUUUACAUUUCUUCAUCUACUCCCUUGCAUUGUGAUAACAAAAGUGCGAUACAAAUUGCAAAGAAUUCUGUUUUUCAUGAGUGGACGAAGCACAUUGAGAUUGAUUGUCACUUUACCCGUCAUCACCUACAGCUCGGGACCAUUUUGCUUCCAUUUGUUUCAUCAACAUUGCAACUUGCAUAUAUUUUUACAAAGGCUUUAUCAGCUUCUCGAUUUCGGUUCUUAUGUGACAAACUCUCAAAGCUAAUUGUUGCGGCAUUGUGA